AUGACUGGGACCGGCGUGGGGACUCAGUGCCUCCCUGCUCUGCCAGGGACCCAAGGGGGGAGAUUCUGGGGAGAAAGGAAGCACCCCGGCCCCGCAGCUUCGGAGCAGGCGGGGGAGGGGGCGGCCGGCUCCCGCGCGGCUUGGGGUCCCUCGGGCAGCCUAGGGGCGCCUGGUCUCUCACCCCAGCCCCGCCCACCUGCAGGGGACCGCGGUAGCGAGGGUGGAUUCGAGGAGGGGGAGGCGAGAGGGGCCACCAUCGUCCCGGGUGGCGCGCGGCCCCGCGACUCCCUCCUUACCUGCCCUCGGCUGCCGCGGCUCUUCACCAUCUACCUCGCGCCCUCACCGAGACCCGCGGGCAGCCAACCUGCAAAACGGAGGCGCACAGGUGAUUGGAAAUGUAGCCUGAUGAAGAUUGAUCACCUUUCUACUGCCCUCCCCGAGUAUGUGAACGCGAGGCGAGUGCGUAACGGGGCCCGGCCGCCAAUAGGGGGCCUAGAGCGGACUGAGCAGCGCUGGAGUCGCAGGCGCAGAGGGGGCCCCGGGUCCCAAGGCUCGCCCGGGGGCCCCCACCCUCCCCUCGCCCGGGCCGCGCUCCGGAGGAGUGGCGUCAAGCUGCUGGAUAACCGGUUCCUGCUCGCGCGCGCGCGCCGCCGGGCUCUGCCGCAGCUCUGUGGGCGCCAGGCUUCCCGGGCCGCGGAUUCGGGGCGUGCUGGCCCCUGGCACUCCUCGCUGCGCCCUGGGCCCCAGUGCCUCCUCCUCCGUUCCCCACAACCUGCGGCCACCGCGGGCGGCUCGUGCGGGCGCGGGCUGCUGAGCCGGAGCCGGGGAUGGGGGUGCAGCUCUCGGCGCUCAGGGCGCCCCGGGGCGCCCUGGGAUUCUGGCGCCCAGAAAGAGCACCGGCUGGGGAGACGCCGCCACUUCCCAGCUGCUCAGCGUCUCCAGGGGCUCCCAGGCAGUCCCCACCAAAGUCUCUCCACGUCUGCACCUACAAAGGACAGUCCGGUGGGAAAUGUGGCCACACACUCCGAUCCCCCUCACUUCAUUUUCUACACAUUCCUGGAGGAGCCUCCUCGAAACAAUUUCCCCGGAUUGUUCGUACUGGCGGACCCCAGGUUCCAGCCGAAUAAACUUGCCGAGAUCGUCUACCUGUGUGUACUUUCCAAAGCGAGAGGAAAGAAUAUUUUCGGCCCAACCCCGAACAAGGCGGGUGAAAAGUUUGAACCACAGUGUGUGCGUGGGUGAGUUCGGCAGCCGCUGGGAGCAAGGUAGAGCGGAGCACGGGGACGCCCAGGCCGCGCGGUCCGCUGCAGUCGCGGACCGGGCGCGGGGCGACCAGGAGGAAGGGGGGAGCCCGCUGAGUGAAAAGGGGCUGCGACUGCCGCUCAUCAAAGUGCUUCUCCCCUCCCCCACGCGACACUUUUCUUUGGAGUCCGAAU
Molecule: messenger RNA, 1436 nt
Organism: Rattus rattus (black rat)
Lineage: Eukaryota; Metazoa; Chordata; Mammalia; Rodentia; Muridae
Product: collagen alpha-1(I) chain-like
Exons: 6
Coding region: 1-1242 (413 amino acids)
Source: RefSeq, a predicted model, not a curated record